CCUGCACCCACACCAUCAUCAUCCCAGCUCUCACUGCAGCCGGGCUGGUCCGAAGCAUUCUUAUGGCAUCUCCCUCCGACAUCUUAUCUUUGGAGUGGGCGUUCAUUGAUGAGUAUCAGCAAUCUAGCUUGCUCACAGUGUCGAUGGCUGCCUGGGUCGUCUACGACUACUGUGAGCCCUUUUGUAUCAGUGCUAAGUUGCGAGUAUCACCUCACCUGAUUCCAUAUCUGGAGUGCUGAACUUGAGGUUGGAGAUUGACUUGGUAUGGGUGAGGCUGCAUCUCGGUAGAUCGUGAGUGGGUUGUAGUUCAUGGUGGUUGAGCCAGUUCCAGCGGUGGUCAAAAAUCAAGAUCCUCUACUUCGUGGUAGGCUGUCUUCAAUACGCGGAGCUUUUCAGUCCUAUGUUCUGAAGACUAUCACGUGUAGCUCCGUUAUGGUGGCAUCCUUUUCGCCGUCGAUCGAGCAGUUGGCGGACUAUACACCCCCCUCAUUGCUCAUGUAAGCUUCGGGACCUUGACUGUGACAUAGUUGACAAUCAUGACAGGAGUGAGUUCGACGCAAUACAACUUUGACUGUGACCACGUAGAACGGAGCUUGUUUACAGAUCGUUUUGCUUCGACACCAUGGCUCUGGCUCUUGCGGUUCAAAGGGUUCUUAUCAUUUCACUACAAGGUGUCAUCAUGAUGCGGGUUUAUGCCCUUUACCGUCAAUCACCAUACGCAGCUUUUGUCUUAAUCAGCUCUUUCGUCAUAUCACAAGUCGGGAGCGCGAUUGCUACAAUUGCCGCGUUCACGGAUCAUGGCGGACACGAGGGCGAAGCCACAGCAAAAAUCGAAGUUCUUUCCGGUGUCGCACUCUGUGUAUGGAAGUACAGCAGCACGUCAUGGGACUCUGUCUUGUUCAUUGUCUCCACGUUCUGCUUCGAGACCACUGCCCUCGUGCUCGCCCUGUACCGUCUUUGGACGUAUUACCGACGGAGCAAUCACCCAUUGUCCUCUUUCUGGAAAUCAAAUAACUUAUUUUUCCUGGUUGCACGGGAAAAUUUGGCCUACGCUCUUAUUAUAUUCCUGUGGCUGAUGGUGACUGUCCCAUGGAAAACCAAUGUUGAAAUAACUAAGGAUGCGAGGGCCUCACACGAGGUCACCCUGGUAUUACAGGCCUUUUGGACAUCCAUGUUCGGCCCCUAUCUCGUCCUGAACGUUCGGAAGCAUGACGACGAUCGUCUCAACGGGCGAUCUCUCGCCGAAGGCGAUACUGUAUCCACAAUCGCGUUUGCAGCGGGUCGUUACCAAAGACGAGAGACCAGGUUAUGGGCGUAAUCCAAGUGUACCCCCGCAUGUCCUUGCGAUUCGGUGGCGGGGGCGGUGGCAUGAAGUCAAGAGUGCUGUGCAAAGUCCUAAGCUGAGUAUGGUGCGCGUCGGCACUCUUGGGAACGCACUCUCAAUACAUGACCACUCGGCACUAGUACCACUGUAUGCUCGAACUAUUGCCAAAUGUCAGUCACCUUGUACGUUCAGUCCAAAGUCCAUCAUGCUAGGGACACCUUUGUGUAACAAUGCCAAUUGAAUUGUCGAAACACGGCUCAGUUUCCCGGACUUCCGGUCGGUUCUCGUGAUUUGACCACUUGUUCCAAUGGCUGCGUUGUUGCGGACGACCUACUUGGUCCUCAGUUUCGUAUUGCAGCUGAUUAUCCGUUGUUACCAUUGGAUAUCGUGCCACGGGUUUUGUUGGACCUAAUUAGC
Messenger RNA from Coniophora puteana RWD-64-598 SS2, 1741 nucleotides. RefSeq lists its product as uncharacterized. The transcript is spliced from 12 exons. The record is from RefSeq and is a predicted model, not a curated record. NCBI's taxonomy places the organism in Eukaryota, Fungi, Basidiomycota, Agaricomycetes, Boletales, Coniophoraceae. The coding region runs from base 623 to 1318 and encodes 231 amino acids.